AUGGAUGAUCACAACCCCCGUAAGCGUCGCCGCCUUGACGCUGCUGCUACACUCUCGAAGCCAUUCAAGUCACCACUACGCAGAUCCAUCUCCACACAAGCUAGUCUGCCAACUUUGACGUCAGACCCGGCCACCCAGAACGCAACCCAACCAGCCUCUCCAGUCCAGACCAAUCACAUUCAAGAGAAAGCUGCAACUACGCCGAAAUUCUCACCAGUUGUUCGUCGCCAAAUCCCAGGAUCCAUUGGCCUGACAACACCAACGCGAUCUUCCGCCGACCCAGAGCUGUUAGACUUACAGAAGCAACAACUCUCUCUCCAAUCACGAAUCACCGCUCUACGCACUGACCGAGACACGAUCCACCAAGCACUUCGAAUUGAAUCGUCCAACAAAGAUUUAGAGCUCGAAGCCUUGAUCAUCAAAUGGCGCCGUGCUGGCCAAGACGCUGCUGAGGAAGUUUUCUCCAAUGCUCAAGAGCGCGUGACCAGGAUGGGUGGAAUAGCGGCUUGGAUGGAGCGCAGCAAACGCGAUGCUAUGCGAUGGGACGAUGAGGAGCCGCAGGCUCAUAAUCAGAAGAGUGAUUCAAGUCGUCAAGAAGACACGUCAGACGAGGAAUUCACGAUGGGAUUUAUGCUCAAGACUCUCAACAUCGAGCCCAAGACGAUCGGGUACGAUCCCAUGAUGGACUUCUCCCCCGCACUCGCCUUCUCCAACUCCCGCAUGUCGCGCCCUUUGAAACAAAGAGAAAUCGCUUGCGCUCGCUGUUUCCGUUUAAAGCGGAAAUGCGACCAUGCCAAACCUACCUGUGGUGAAUGCCGCCGUAAAGGCGCGGAAUGUUUACCGGCCCGGUCUCGGCGGUCCGGGGAUAACAUUACAGUUCCACUGGCCUACUUGAAGGAACUGGAGAGAACAGUGGCCGAGCUCGAGGGUCAUUCUCGAACGGCUGGCACGACGAUUGAAUUGCGAGAUGUCGGUGUCCAGACAGACCCAGUUGCAGUGGAUACAUCUGCCACUCCGUGCCGACCAUGGGCAAGCCGAGAGAAAUCACUAAUCUGGAAACCGGACUUGAUGCCGGAUGACAGCACACUGGUAUUAUUUGCUACACAGUCUCAAGACCGAAUAUCCAGACCUCCUUCACAGCUUUCAUUUACGGACACGUUCUCCUUGAACGAAGAAACCCUGGAUUUCCUCCGCCUUGAUAAGAGCCCAGUUUAUCCAUUGAUCGGUGACGACUCCCCGUGGCUGACCGAGCUCUAUACGAACAUUUAUUUCUCAAUAUCUCAUCGCGAGUGGCCCUUUUUGAAUGAAAACACCUGGAGAUCCUGGCAGAAGGACGAUUAUUCAGGCGGACGAGAAGAAUGGCGGACUUUCUUCCUGCGCAUGGUCUAUGCCAUUGGCGCGUCAUUGUGUAGCAUCAUGCGGCGAGACCCUGCACAUUCGAUUCGAUCCAAAGAGCUCUACGCAUCGGCCAUGAAUUACUACCCACAUGUCGUGGGACAUCCAUCGAUGGUUCUGCAUGUUCAAGCCUCACUGCUUCUGAUCGUCUACGCAUUGCACUCUCCAUCCUCAAAUGAGAUCGCUACAAGUGUAGCUUCCAUUGUGCCAUUCUGUACAGCAGCAAUGACGGAGAUUCGGAAGUACGCACGAGCCAACCCCAAUGGAGAGGUGACUGCCGCCUCGGGGGAGGUCUUGACAGAGAACAUGUUCAUUGCUUGCUAUAUGUUGAAUGUCAUCAUUGCGUCCGGGUGGGAUAGGCCUGUUUCUGAUGCAUACAAAGCGGUGGAAGAUGAUGUGAGUACUCCUGGGCAUUCUUCUUCUCCCACCUUUCCACCAACAUUUCUGGGACUUGAAUUGACGCGCAUUAGAUGUGUACCCUGGGAGACAUCAUUCAACCCCCCUGUCAAUACAAACCCUGCACUAAGCCAUCUUUUCCGGUUGCGAAAGAUACAAGCGAAUAUAAGAAGGUCGCUAGAAAGGUCUCGGUGGCAAAUUACUGAAGAGCAAGACGCUUUCAGCUCUUCUCUCAAGUCGGCUCUUGAUGUAUGGAGACAAGACAUUCCUCGGUAUGGAAUGACAGAUGUUUCAUGCGGCUACUACCAUCCUAAUUGGAUGGCAAAAUUAUAUGACUACAGUAUCUUGAUCCUGCUGGAAGAUAAACACAACUUCCUGGAUCAUGAAGGAACAGAAGAGAUUUUUGCCGCCGUAGUGGAGGUGUGUGUUAAGUACCGUCGUUUGCAGGAGGAAGGACAUGUCUUAUGUUUUACGUGGUCAGCUCUCGUGUAUCAAUUUCGUGCCGGCAUCAUGCUUCUUUAUCUGAUAUGGGCGACAAGACCAAUAGCAGACAAUUCAUACCUGCAACAAAACCAAUCCUAUAACUCUCCCGAGGCCAUUGAAGCCUGUACAAAAAGCCUAGCUUGCUUUACUGACGAAUGGAGUGAUGCCCUUCCAUAUUUGAAGGUAUUCGAAUUCUUACAACACAGAAUUCUAUGGGAUUCAGAUGCAAUUGCCCCAGGGGCAGGCACCCUAAGCCUGGAGGAGGCUGAAGUCUACCUCGAGCGACUCAAGCGAACCUAUCUUCAUAGAGCCAUCCUGGGCAUGAUUGAGGAUAUGAUGUAUGGUGGAGCUGUGCGAUAUGAGACGCUAGCUGAUGACCUAAUGACGGGAAUAUAG
Penicillium pulvis is the source of this 2670-nucleotide messenger RNA. RefSeq names its product putative DNA repair protein Dds20/Mei5. The transcript has 4 exons. Gene Ontology annotation, molecular function: DNA binding; zinc ion binding; DNA-binding transcription factor activity, RNA polymerase II-specific. NCBI's taxonomy places the organism in Eukaryota, Fungi, Ascomycota, Eurotiomycetes, Eurotiales, Aspergillaceae. The record is from RefSeq and is a predicted model, not a curated record. Gene Ontology annotation, biological process: DNA recombination; DNA-templated transcription; regulation of DNA-templated transcription. The coding region runs from base 1 to 2670 and encodes 889 amino acids.